GCUUGAUCCUUCACCACCUUCACCUUCGUUUUUUGGCAUGACUACUCAAUUCGAUGGAGUAUAUCAUGGCCUUUCACGCGAGAUUGGCAAAUUUCGUAUCGCGGCCAGUGGAAUGGCGUGGAAAGGUGUUGAUACUGAGAGACCAGUUGCGAUGAGCGCAAGCUCUAUCAAAUGGGCGCAGUGGCUUCGCGUAGCUCGAAAUUUCCAGCUUCGGAUUGGUAUAAAGGAAGAGAAGGGUGACUUUCGCAAAGAAACCUUUGACGGAUUCCAGCGCGAGGAUCAUGACAGAAUGGCAUCUCUUCUAAAAACCCAUUUCGCGGUCACGCUGGAGACAAGAGAAACUUCCUUGAAAGGUUGGAAUUGGGGUCUCACUGAUUUCCAAGGACAGGACUUGGCCUUUACAUCCUCAGAUCGAACUGCCUUUGAAUUACCUCUACAGUAUGUUGCCAACUCAAAUAUCACCGGAAAAACUGAAGUUUCCUUGGAGUUUUCAAACCCGUCAUCAACGACAAAAUCCAAGGGGGCGGUCGAUGAAAUGGUUGAAAUUCGAUUCUACGUUCCCGGAACCCAAUCCAAACUUAGGGGGGCUGAUGCUGGCUCUGGGGAAGAAGAUAAUGAUGAUGAUGAAGUCGGCGCUGCCCAGGUCUUUCAUGAUAUGGUGAAGGAGAAGGCCUCAUUGGAUCAAGUGUCUGACGAUAUUGUACUCAUGUUCGAAGAGGUGCUUGUGUUAACACCCAGAGGUCGUUACGAUGUGGUGAUGUUCAAGGACUUUCUUCGCCUACGGGGGAAAACAUACGACUAUAAAAUCAUAUUCGCGAAGAUCGCAAGGCUGUUUCUUUUACCGAAGGAUGAUCAACAUGUCUUGUUCAUUUUUGGUCUUACCGAACCCCUCCGGCAAGGGCAAACGGGAUACCAGUACCUGGUAAUGCAGUUUAACCGCGAGGAGGAAACGACAGCAGAGCUCAAUAUGACAGACGAGGAGAUUGCUGAAUAUGAUAAGCUACACAAGAAUUACGAAUGUCCCACGUACGAAGUUGUGUCAAGUCUCUUCCGCGCAUUGGCGCAAAAGAAGAUCAUCGGUUCUGGUACAUUCCAAAGCCGCGACGGUCAUCCCGGUAUCAAAGCCAAUCUCAAAGCAGUACAAGGCGAUCUUUUCAUGCUCGAAAAAUAUGUCUUUUUUGUUUCAAAACAGCCUACUCUCAUCGAACUCUCUGACAUUCACCAAGUCGUUUUCUCCCGAGUAGGUGCCAGUAUGGGUGCUGCCGCCGCCCGCACAUUUGACCUCAAAAUUGUCACGAAAAGCGGACCAGAAUACACGUUCAGCUCUAUCAACAAAGAAGAGCACGAACCUACCGAAUCUUACUUCAAGGACAAGAAGAUCCGUAUCAAGAACGAGAUGGUGCCGGACGCGGAUUUGCUGAUGGCAGCAGCUGUCGGAGAUGAUGAUGAAGAUAUGGCGAGCGUAGAUUCUGAUGACAGCGGGCCGAGAGGCAAGCCUGCCCGUACUGGUUUUGACGAUGAUGAAGAUAGCGAAAACGACGAGGAUUUCCAAGCAUCAUCUUCUGACGAAGGUUCACCUAGUGAGAGUGACUCUUCAGAAGGCGGAGCCGAUACAGCUUCAGAUGCUAGUGGGGACCGCGACUUUGCCAAGAAGUCGAAGAAGAAAAAGACGAAGGGUAAAGAGAAAGAGAGUAGUACAUCUGUGAAAAAGGCAAAGAAAGCGGACGAUAGUGAUGUUGACGGGGAUGAGGACGAGGAUAAAGAUAAAAAAUCGAAGAAAAAGGCUGCGCCUAAACCGAAGGCCAAGAAGAAGUCGAGCGAUGACGAGAUGGAUGUCGACGACAAACCUCGACCGAAACCCAAAGCGAAGCCAAAACCGAAGCCAAAAGAUGACACGAUGGAUGUUGAUGAGGUUCGGCCUAAACCCAAGGCUAAAAAGCAGAGUGGUGAGGCAGUGGUGGAACCUCCGAAGAAGAAGCAGAAAACCGCUGAUUAGUUUUGUGCACUGCACUUAUGUUCGAUGUCAAUGAUUUGAGUAUUUCAACCACUAUUGUAUCUUCAAGCUUCCAGUCUUGCGUCUCAGAACAGUAUUAUUACAACAGG
Lentinula edodes (shiitake mushroom) is the source of this 2103-nucleotide messenger RNA. Its product is annotated as structure-specific recognition protein-domain-containing protein. Bases 38 to 1996 code for a protein of 652 amino acids. Lineage: Eukaryota; Fungi; Basidiomycota; Agaricomycetes; Agaricales; Omphalotaceae. The transcript is spliced from 8 exons. The record is from RefSeq and is a predicted model, not a curated record. Gene Ontology annotation, cellular component: nucleus; FACT complex. Gene Ontology annotation, molecular function: histone binding; DNA binding; nucleosome binding.